Messenger RNA from Priapulus caudatus, 1648 nucleotides. RefSeq names its product exosome complex component RRP42-like. Gene Ontology annotation, cellular component: nuclear exosome (RNase complex); cytoplasmic exosome (RNase complex). The record is from RefSeq and is a predicted model, not a curated record. The transcript is spliced from 8 exons. Lineage: Eukaryota; Metazoa; Priapulida; Priapulimorpha; Priapulimorphida; Priapulidae. Gene Ontology annotation, biological process: exonucleolytic trimming to generate mature 3'-end of 5.8S rRNA from tricistronic rRNA transcript (SSU-rRNA, 5.8S rRNA, LSU-rRNA); nuclear polyadenylation-dependent rRNA catabolic process; U4 snRNA 3'-end processing. Bases 95 to 985 code for a protein of 296 amino acids.
UCAAAGAGAAAACGUGUUACUGUUGUCUGUAUUUUAAACGCAGUGAAAUUAUUACUGUUUUCCUCGUAAUUUGAUAUUAUAUAUAUACAUAUAAAUGACCGAUUUACUUCUUAGUGAGGCAGAGAAAAUGUUCAUAAUACAUGGCGUGCAGGACAACUUACGGGUUGAUGGUAGGAGCUGUGAUGAUUACAGACACAUUGAAUUGGAAACGGAUGUAGUUUCAAGUGCAAAUGGAUCAGCAAGAUUAAAACUGAGUCAAACAGAUGUACUCGUUGGUGUUAAGGCUGAUCUAACUACACCUCCAACUGAUAACCCAGAUGUCGGGACACUAGAAUUCUUUGUUGACUGUUCUGCUAAUGCAGCACCAACAUUUGAGGGCCGAGGUGGAGAGGAUUUGGCCCGGGACAUCAGCAGUACCCUAGCGAGAGCCUACAGCUCAGAUCGCUGCUCCAGCAGCAUGUUGAAGGCUCUCUGUGUCGUUCCUUCUGAGCAGUGCUGGGUUCUCUAUAUAGACAUUCUGAUUCUAGAGUGUGGAGGGAGUUUGUACGAUGCAGUGUCUAUUGCGGUUAAAGCAGCCCUUUCAAGUACCAAAGUUCCAGUUGUGAAAGUAACAAGUAGUGAUGGUGGUAAACCUGAGCUGGAGCUAUCUGAUGAUCCAUAUGACAGUCUACGCAUUAAUGUGAAACAUGCCCCAUGCAAUGUCACACUUAGCAAGAUUGGACACAGUCAUGUAGUAGAUGCCAGCCUGGAGGAAGAAGUGUGUUCUUUAGCCUCUCUCAUGAUGGCUGUCACAGAGGAAGGUACAGUGACCAUGUUGAAGAAAUCUGCGUGUGGAAGUCUACACCCAGAGAGCAUAUAUGAGAUGCUAGAGACGGGAAAGAAUGUUGGGUUGAAUCUCAAUAAACAAUUGACAAGACAGUUGCUUGACGAGGAAUGCUUACAUACACAAAUGGGAACCAACAGGGAGCCAAAAGGAUUCUUGUAAUAAAUAUCCAGUUUAAUGCAUACCAAUUUUAAUCUAUCAAUCCCCAAUGUAUCGUACAGUCAUGUCUGAUAUAUAUUAAUUAUUUUAACCUAAAAGGUUUCUUUUGCAGUACUUGAGGAUUUCUGUAUAUAAGAAUAUAUAUCAGUAAAAUGCUUUUGUAACCUGAAUUAUGGAAGUAGCAAUUAAAGGACAUGUAUUUGGGAAAAGUAAACAAUUCGUUGUGAAAAGAGGACCAACUAUCUCAGGUAUAACUAAAUGAAAAUAAUUCACAUAUUUUCAUUGAGGACAUUCAUUUAUUGCAUCCCUUCUUAUAGAAUUCGCUUGCCUAAUAAAGAGCUCCUCAAACACCAAAGCUUUCCCUUUCAAGAAUGACAUUGUCCUUGCCUGGAAUGCUGGAUUAAUCUUAGUGAAAAAUAUAUCUUCACCUGUGCUAUUUCUAUUUAUAAUUUGCUGAUUUAUUAUUUUAUAUUGAAUUAUUGCUGAUAGAUGAUAAUAUCUAGAAGCUUGUGCCAAACAAAACAAACCCAACGCACACAAUAACUUAAUGCCUUAAGAACAGUUUUAUAAUUACGCAAAAUAUAUACUGUACAAGUUUUAUACAUCUGACAUAAUAACUUUAAAAGAAAUGUAAGCAAGUCAAUUAAAUGAAUUUUUGGAAAUGAA